AAAAAAAUGGCUUCAACACUCCGUCGUCGCUCUCUGCUGGACCCCGGCAGCCUCCCCCCAGCCGGUCUCUAUCGCAGACAUCGCAUCCCGCCGGCACAGCACAUGGCACGAUGCAGCACCUCCACACAGCUGCUCUACAAGGCUGAUGAAGAGAAGCUGAGGGAGCUUGCAAUGAGGAAGGAGGAGGCUGAGAAGACAGAGGAGGAGCGGCCCCAUCGUAUGAGGGUGUCGGCGUCGUUGCCGGACCUGCGUGUUCCCAAGCCGACAGCGCGUCCGACCUUGAGGCGAGAAGACAGGUGUCCGUGGCUCUUUCAGCCUCCCGAGACCACAAAUGGGCUGACACUGACACGCUCCAGGGGUCAGUAUGCGUCAUCUGCAGUGCUGGUGAGGGAGCCCAUCCGCCCAGAAGUCCUUUUGCCGGCCGGGGGUCUGUCAAGCUAUCAGUUUGCAAGCACGAGGAUGGUCAUGAAAGGGGCUCUGCCAAAUGCAGACAGUAUCAUCGUCACAAACGUGAGAAGACACACGUGCACAAUGCUCUUUUCCACAGUGCAUGCAUUCAUCUGUGUGUCUCUGCUGUGCAGAAGUGGCGCCCGCCCACGUUCACGCCAAUUCGUGGCACGUGGAGCUUCCUGCGCUUUGCAGACAAGCCCACGGGGCUGCCGUCAUCGCACUAUCGUCGUUCUACGCGGCUGCCGACAAGACGCAGCUAUGACAGCCGCAUCCAUCCCGCGGCGACCAAGACGAUAGCCAAGAUGGAGCGGGAGCAUGCGGCAGCGAUUGCCAGGACGGCAGAGAGAUGUCUCAGUAGAAGAGCCAGAUAGAGAGAUAGACAAUGGGUCUCUGUGCAUAUGUGCGCGGAGCGUCGAUUGGCAGGAGAAUUCAG
Messenger RNA from Vitrella brassicaformis, 883 nucleotides. The record is from the annotation of a GenBank genome assembly. Lineage: Eukaryota; Vitrellaceae.